Molecule: messenger RNA, 5527 nt
Organism: Phascolarctos cinereus (koala)
Lineage: Eukaryota; Metazoa; Chordata; Mammalia; Diprotodontia; Phascolarctidae
Gene: FMNL2
Product: formin like 2
Biological process (GO): cortical actin cytoskeleton organization; cell migration; regulation of cell shape
Cellular component (GO): cytosol
Molecular function (GO): actin filament binding; small GTPase binding
Source: RefSeq, a predicted model, not a curated record
AGAGAGAGAGAGAAGGAGAGAGAGAAGGAGAAGGCGAGAGAGAGAGGGGAGGGCUCGUGCGGUGCAUUUCUGAUCUCAUCCACGGACUAUAAGGGGGGCCGGAGGAGAAAUUCCCCCCCCUGCUCCGAAAAGCGGCUCACCAUGGGGAAUGCAGGGAGCAUGGAUUCUCAGCAAACUGAUUUCAGGGCGCACAACAUGCCUUUGAAGCUGCCAAUGCCCGAGCCAGGUGAACUGGAGGAGAGAUUUGCUGUCGUCUUGAAUGCAAUGAACCUACCUCCUGACAAAGCCAGACUGCUUCGCCAAUAUGACAACGAGAAGAAAUGGGAACUGAUUUGUGAUCAGGAAAGAUUCCAAGUCAAGAAUCCUCCCCACACAUACAUCCAGAAGCUGAAAGGCUAUCUGGAUCCAGCUGUAACCAGGAAGAAAUUCAGGAGACGAGUCCAAGAAUCUACACAAGUGCUAAGAGAACUGGAAAUUUCUUUAAGAACAAAUCAUAUUGGAUGGGUCAGAGAGUUUUUGAAUGAAGAAAACAAAGGUCUUGAUGUUCUGGUGGAGUAUUUGUCAUUUGCACAGUACGCAGUAACUUUUGACUUUGAAAGUUUGGAGAACAAUGUGGAAAACUCAGUGGACAAGUCAAAACCAUGGAGCAGGUCUAUUGAAGACUUGCAUAGAGGAAGCAACUUACCAUCACCUGUUGGAAAUAGCAUCUCUCGCUCUGGGAGACAUUCGACCCUACGCUAUAAUACUUUGCCAAGCAGAAGAACUCUGAAAAAUUCAAGAUUAGUGAGUAAAAAGGAUGAUGUUCACGUCUGUAUCAUGUGUUUACGUGCCAUCAUGAAUUACCAGUAUGGCUUCAAUAUGGUCAUGUCACAUCCACACGCUGUUAAUGAAAUUGCACUAAGUUUGAACAACAAAAACCCCAGAACGAAAGCACUUGUGUUAGAACUCUUGGCAGCUGUUUGUCUUGUAAGAGGAGGGCAUGAAAUCAUUUUAUCAGCAUUUGAUAACUUUAAAGAGGUUUGUGGAGAAAAACAGCGCUUUGAGAAGCUGAUGGAACAUUUCAGAAAUGAAGAUAAUAACAUAGAUUUUAUGGUGGCAUCUAUGCAGUUCAUUAACAUUGUAGUCCAUUCAGUUGAAGACAUGAAUUUCAGAGUUCACCUCCAGUAUGAAUUUACCAAAUUAGGCCUGGAUGAAUACUUGGAUAAGCUGAAACAUACAGAAAGCGACAAGCUUCAGGUGCAGAUUCAGGCUUACCUGGACAACGUAUUUGAUGUGGGAGCUUUGCUGGAAGAUGCGGAAACCAAGAAUGCAGCCUUGGAGAGGGUUGAAGAACUGGAAGAAAACAUUUCUCAUUUAUCUGAAAAGCUGCAAGACACAGAGAAUGAAGCCAUGGCCAAGAUUGUGGAACUGGAAAAACAGCUCAUGCAGAGAAACAAGGAGUUGGAUGUCGUCCGAGAAAUCUACAAAGACGCAAACACCCAAGUUCACACAUUGAGAAAAAUGGUCAAAGAAAAAGAAGAAGCCAUUCAAAGGCAGUCUACCCUGGAAAAAAAGAUUCAUGAACUGGAGAAACAAGGGACCAUUAAAAUCCAGAAGAAAGGGGAUGGGGAUAUCUCCAUCCUUCCAGUUGUGGCCUCUGGGACAUUGCCUGCAGGGGCAGAGGCAACAGCUAACCCUAACGCCUAUGUGGGACAAGUCUCUGGAACCCCUUCCUCAGUACCAUCGCCACCGCCUCCCCCACCACUACCUCCAUCCACAGCAGCAUCAGAAGCAGUUCAAAAUGGCCCAGUGACAGCCCCUGUGCCACCACCCCCUCCUCCGCCCCCACCACCGCCUCCACCACCUCCUCUCCCAGGACCAGCUGCUGACACUCCACCAACUCCUACCACCCCGCCUCCUCCAUCAGCACCCCCACUGCCUGGCACAGCUUCCCCCACAGUGGUUUUCAACUCAGGAUUAGCAGCCGUGAAAAUCAAGAAGCCAAUCAAGACAAAGUUCCGCAUGCCAGUUUUUAAUUGGGUUGCUCUGAAACCCAAUCAGAUCAAUGGGACAGUCUUCAAUGAAAUUGAUGACGAAAGAAUUCUGGAGGAUUUAAAUGUGGAUGAAUUUGAAGAACUAUUCAAGACAAAAGCCCAAGGUCCCGCUAUUGAUCUUACUUCAAACAAACAGAAGAUAACUCAGAAAGGAUCAAACAAAGUAACUUUACUAGAAGCAAAUCGGGCCAAAAAUCUUGCCAUUACCUUAAGAAAAGCUGGAAAGACUGCAGAUGAGAUAUGCAAAGCAAUUCACAUAUUUGACUUGAAGACCUUGCCAGUAGACUUUGUGGAGUGUUUGAUGAGGUUCCUGCCAACUGAAAAUGAAGUGAAAGUGUUGCGGCUCUAUGAGAGGGAAAGGAAGCCUUUGGAGAACUUGUCUGAUGAGGAUCGGUUCAUGAUGCAGUUCAGUAAAAUUGAAAGGCUCAUGCAGAAGAUGACCAUCAUGGCUUUCAUUGGGAACUUCUCUGAAAGUAUCCAGAUGCUCACUCCUCAACUGCAUGCAAUAAUAGCAGCAUCUGUCUCAAUAAAGUCAUCCCAAAAACUCAAGAAAAUUCUGGAGAUCAUCUUGGCUCUUGGUAACUAUAUGAAUAGCAGUAAACGGGGAGCAGUUUAUGGAUUCAAACUCCAGAGUUUAGAUCUGCUCCUAGACACCAAGUCGACAGACCGAAAGCAAACCCUGUUGCACUACAUAUCCAAUGUUGUAAGAGAGAAGUACCAUCAAGUGUCCCUCUUUUAUAAUGAACUUCACUAUGUGGAGAAAGCUGCUGCAGUUUCUCUAGAGAAUGUCCUUCUUGAUGUCAAGGAGCUCCAGAGAGGCAUGGACUUGACCAAACGAGAGUACACAAUGCACGAUCACAACGUGAUGCUGAAAGAAUUUAUCCAUAACAAUGAAGGGAAGCUCAAGAAGCUACAAGAUGAUGCCAAGAUUGCACAGGAUGCCUUUGAUGAUGCUGUAAAAUAUUUUGGAGAAAAUCCCAAGACAACGCCACCCUCUGUCUUCUUCCCAGUCUUUGUCCGGUUUGUUAAAGCUUAUAAGCAAGCAGAGGAAGAGAAUGAGCUGAGGAAAAAACAGGAGCAGGCCCUCAUGGAAAAACUCUUGGAACAGGAAGCACUAAUGGAGCAACAGGACCCAAAGUCUCCUUCUCAUAAAACCAAGAGGCAACAGCAGGAAUUAAUUGCAGAGUUAAGAAGGCGGCAAGUGAAGGAUAACAGACAUGUAUAUGAGGGGAAAGAUGGUGCUAUUGAGGAUAUUAUUACAGAUCUUAGAAACCAGCCAUACAGACGAGCCGAUGCGGUGAGGAGAAGUGUCCGGCGACGCUUUGAUGAUCAGAAUUUGCGCCCUGUUAAUGGUGCUGAGAUAACCAUGUGAGCCAGACCUGCCUGCAUGUGUAAAGUGGAGGGUGUACUUCAGUGAUAACCAUGGCUGUGGGAACUCUUCCGGCUACCCUUGAAUGCAGCCUUGAAUAGAGUUACAUUCUGAAGGGCCAAGAGGCCUCAAAAUUGCAUAGGAAUUUUAAAGAUAAAAUUAAAAAGAUGGGCUCUCCAUUCAACUGUAGUUAACAAGUGCCUAAGAUGAAAGUACCUGCUCAAAUUAAUCAAAGCAAUAGGACUUGAUUUGAUUGGGUAUCUUUUUACACCAAUAUGUUAUUCAGUGUUUUUAACCAAAAUGUAAAUGUCAUGUUAUCUUCUUUUUGUUAUCUGCAAAUUAAUGAUUGUCUUAUGGCCCACUUUGGUUUCUUGACAGGUUGUAAAUAACAAAUAUUUGGGUGAGAUCUGCUGUGGAUCCCUUUUGGUAUUUACGUAUGUCUCUGUGCUGUCUAAUAAGGAACUUAUUUUGAGCUUCAAAUAGCAAUUCUCUCUAGGUUGUAUAUCAAAAGGUUUGUUGCUAUGUGAGGGAAACUAUUAUUCUCAGAGAGGCUUUUCCUUCCAGUCACAGCCAAAUCCUGGUGAAGUAUAAAGAGGAUGUGAUUUUAUUAACACAUGAAGAUUCACCCAGUUAGUCUUCAUUUUCACGUUAUGACUUUUUCUGUGCAAUGCCCUAUGAGGGAUGAUUUGAAGGGUAAGACUGCAGUGCUACACAAAAUAAUGGGAAUAUCAUGCAAGACACAUUUAUGAUUCUAUGUUCUUCAGAGAGAGGCAGCUUAUAGGUAACACAAAGUAUAUUUAUUAAUUAGCAUUAAGCUAUUAACAUCUCAGUAAUCAGUAUUAGGAUCUCCAAGGACCAUUAUGGUUCAGUUCUGAGCACAGUGAAUAGUCAUGUGCCUUGUCAGAAAGUUUCCUAAGCCCAUUGACGAGCAUUCAGAUUGCAUCUUCCAUUGGCAGAGUGCUGAGUUGAGUAGUUCUCCUUUGACAAUCGCAUUUAAGGUUUUUAGUUUUUUUUAAAUGGAGGUGAGGGGUGCAUUUGACUGCUGGACCUAAAGAAAUUCCAAAGGCUAGUCUAAUGCUCCCUCUCUGGGAUAUUUUAGGGGGAAUUGGGGAUUGAUUUGUUGGGAAAUACGUAUUUGGAUGCAGUGAGGGAAAGGCAUAUGCAAAAUGAGAAUGAAAGGCAAGCCAAGCUCACUCUGCAGGUACAGGGCAAGCCAUUGCUUUACUUGGCUUCUUCUUGGGCAGGGCACUUGAUUUAGUCCAAAGUCAAGAUCUGGACUGAAGCUGAAAUUGUCAUUUUGGAAGACAAAUUCUGCUUCCAGCUUACCUUUCUUGGUAGCAUUUCAUCAAUAUGUUAAUUGUAAAAUUUGUUGUAUAGUAUUUAACCACUGAAUUCCUUUUCUUUUAUGUUGUGCUUCAGUGAAUCCCCGGUGAAGGUCUCAUUUUCCUUGGAUGAUGUGUAGUUAUAUGAUAAUCUGUUUUUAAAUGUACAGAUAUUUUGCUACAAAAUUGGUGCCGUUUUUUAUGGUUUUUACACCUCUUUUAAUUCCCACUUUAGCCUCUGGGUAAUAUUGUAAAUAUUGUUUAAAAAACUGCAUCAGCCUGUGCUAUACAAUCUGAAUGUUAUUUUAACUUAUAGUUUGUUUUUUAUAUUUAACGAGGACAGUUGAGGGAUCAAAGUUGUCACAUUUUUUUGCUUACCUAUUUACAGAAAGUUUCAUUUCAAAUUGCCACCUUCUAGCACAUCUUCAGACAUGUGUAUUCUACAUGCUCUCAAAAGAACAUGCCAAGAUUGUGUCUGUCUGCUGACAUUGAUUGGAUACUGUACCUAAGAAGCAAUGAUUUUAGCUAUGAAAUGGAAUCCAGAUUAUUGGCUUAUAGUCAAACACACAAGUGUUCUAAAGCUCAUUGCUAACAUACAAAUGAAUUUCCAUAUCACAUGUAUUUAUUAUUCACAGUUAGAAUGGACUGUAAUGUUGGCGUGUUCUUCUUGUUUUGUUUUGUUUUUCUUGUAAUGGGCCUGCUUCUUAGCAAUAUUAGAAGUGUUUUAUAAAGCAGUUCAUGUUACUUUUCUGGUCUGUUCAUGGCAUAUGAGCAAAUAAACUAUUUACACUACUAUACAGCAA